CGAGCGCUCCCAGGCAGGUCGGAGGGGACUUGAGCGUGCCCCUCCGUCAAUGCAGUGGGCGAAGAUGGCGUCGAGCAAGAAGGGCGGCGGGGGGGGCCGGCUGGAGAAGGGGGUGAAUGGAAGACGCUCGUCCAAACACAGAGAGGCUCUAGUGGCUGCUGACAGUGACAGGAGCCACCUGAACAGAGAGGAGACAGACACGGACAGAGACUUGAACUCAGAAGCUGUGAUGGACACCAAGGCAGUGUUUGCCGCCCUGUACAGCGUGUGCGAAGAAAAUGCCACUUUCUUCUCGGGAGGAGCCAAAGGAACGCAGGGCGAUGCGGCGCGGCGGCUGGUGGAUACGAUGAACUUGAUCAAGGAGCACGCUCGCAGUCUGGAGCCGGUCAUCUCUGGCUUCGCUUCAGUUUACCAUCAUUUUGACUUUGACCCACACAUACCUGCUAAUGGCUAUCGUUCGCUGGUCAAGGUGGUGCGUUGCUGCAUCCUCCACAUCAUCCACAAGGGGCGCUACAUCACAGCCAAUCGCCGCAGCAUCUUUUUUCGAGUAGCGCACAAUGCAGGGGAGAUGGAGGCGUACUGCAGCGCCCUGUGUCAGCUGCGUGCCCUGCUCUACUUGGCUCAGCGCAUGCUACAUGACAACAGCUCUGGCAACCUGUUUUUCCAGGAUGAAAGUGGCCUCAGCGAGAGCUUUGUCCGCGAGUACUCCUCUAUGCACAAGGGCUGCUUCUAUGGCCGCUGCCUGGGCUUUCAGUUUACUCCAUCCAUCCGACCCUGUCUCCAGACCAUUGCCAUCGGCCUUGUGGCCUUUGGGGAGAACUACAAGCGCCAUCAGUCAGGACUAGUGGAGGCAGGAGGUAUUGCACCGUAUGGGGUGGCAGCCAGCUCGCUCUUUACCUCAGGGAAGUACGCCAUUGACCCUGAGUUGAGAGGGGCGGAAUUUGAACGCAUCACCCAGAACCUGGACGUCCACUUUUGGAAGAGCUUCUGGAACAUUACUGAGACUGAACUCCCGUCGAGUCUGGCCAGUAUGACAUCCACUCAAGUUAAGGUGAACCGGCCUCUCUCUGUGCCCCCUUUGCCCUUUGACCUUCCCUUGGCGGCCAACCCCAGUGCAUCUGUAACUAUUUCUCCACCGUCUGCACACAUUGGCACUGCUCCGGUUCAGAUGAGGCUCAUCUCUUAUGACCUGCGUGAAGGACAGGACAGCGAAACCCUGCUAGCUCUCUCCCGCUCUGAGGGAGGCUCCAUCUCUCUGUCGCUGGGGUUGAAGGCCAAGCGACUCCCCCCUUCUCCUUGCUUGCUAGUCCACUUCCAUGGGGGAGGCUUUGUGGCCCAGACAUCCAAGUCCCAUGAGCCCUAUCUGAAGGGUUGGUCCCAGGACCUUGGUGUCCCCAUCUUGUCAAUUGACUACUCCCUGGCCCCUGAGGCCCCCUUCCCGAGGGCCUUGGAGGAGUGCUUCUAUUCCUACUGCUGGGCUCUGAGAAACCACCACCUACUGGGAUGGACUGGAGAGAAAGUAUGUCUGGCUGGGGAUAGUGCGGGAGGCAAUUUGUGUCUGACGAUGUCAAUGCGAGCUGCUGCCUUUGGUGUUCGAAUGCCAGAUGGCAUCAUGGCAGCCUACCCGGCUACCCUGCUGACUGCCUACGCAUCUCCCUCCCGUCUGCUUUCACUGAUGGAUCCCCUGCUUCCACUCAGUGUGCUCUCCAGGUGUCUCAGUGCCUACGCAGGCGACGAGCCACAGACUGAGAAGCAGGUAGAGAAAGCGAGCACACUGAGCCUGGUGAGGAGGGACACGGCUCUGAUGCUGAGAGAUAUCCGACAGGGAGCCUCCAACUGGAUCCACUCUCUGCUGGAUCACAACAGAGCCCCAGCUUCUCCCAGCACAGCUGCAGAGGCGCCACCAGGAGCCACUGAUGCAGUGAGGAAGAGCAUUUCAGAGGCAUCCAUCUCUUCUCCUCACGCCGACCCCCCUGUUGCCUCCAAACCCUCAGAGUUCCCGACCAGGAAAUUAUCUGUGAAGAGCCAGACAUGCCAGGACAUGGGUUCUCACAGCAGCUCCACUUUGCACAGCGCACCACUGCUGUCUGAUCGCACUCCAGAAGAUGUGAAUUUCUUCAUCUGCAAGGAUCCGCAUCCCUCCAUGUCCAGUGACCUGUCUUCAGUGGCCAUACCACCACCUGCUGGAGAGGAGGGAUCAGAGCUGGGGCACCCCAGGGAGUUCCCCCUGGGGUUCGAACCUCUGCGUUCAGAGCAGCUGGCUGAGAUGAAGUUGCAUAGUUCUCCGGUGGUCAAGGAUCCUUACUGCUCACCUCUUCUGGCCCCUGAUAGCAUGUUGACAGGCCUGCCACCUGUACAUAUUGUGGCUUGUGCAUUAGACCCCAUGCUGGAUGACUCCGUGAUGUUUGCCAAGCGUUUGAGGAACCUGGACCGGCCCGUCACUCUGUGUGUGGUGGACGACCUCCCCCACGGCUUCCUCAGCCUAUCGCAGCUCUCCAAGGAGACGAGAGAGGCUGCCAACGUCUGUGCGGAGCGUAUCCGCGCUGUCUUCACCCAGAAGGACACCCCCCCCGAGCCUCGCAAGCACCGAAAGCUGGAACGGACCGAUAGGGGUGUGUCGGCCUCUUCUGGGGAAGGCGCCUCUCUCUUUGCUGGCCCCAUCGAGGAGGAGGAGCAGGAUGUCGGGCGUGGGGUCAAAAUUGCUGAUGGGGAGGACUUAGCUACUGUGGCAGCUCAGAAUAGCACUGAUGCUGGCGGUAUUGGGGCUUAAAUAAGGAUAGAUUAAAAAAAAAAAAAAAGCACUGACGCUCACCCGAGGAAGGAAGGAAGGAAGAAAGAAUAAAUGAAAGUCAGACCAAUGUAGGCAGUGCCUAAAAGGACGAGAGAGAAAUUAUCCUACGAACAAGAAAAGAGGGAAGUGGGUAGUGAAGGAGAAUGUCCGGUUUUCAACACAGAAAUCUUCCUUUGCCACUUGUAUGUGCAUCAACGCAAAUCUGGAAGACAAAAAAAUUGAACACGCCCACUAAAGACACUCCUGUUAAAGAAUCUAAUGGUAAUUUAAAAGCUACUUAGAUCAAAGAGCAGCGCUCACCCACACAUGUAGCUCACAGAAUUACCAGAGUUGCUGUCAGGCAGCUCGGGCUUAAAGCAGCGGGGAGGAUUCUUGAGACGAAGCCUGAAUGGGUGAAUCAUCCAGGCCGACGCAGUCAUUUCAGGCCCUAAUCAGACGGUGGUGGGUGAUAUGCUCCUGUAUAGAGUCAUCGCUAUCAAAAUGGCCACUUGUCCUUUAGGGAGCCACUCUAACUCACACUUAAUAACUCUACUGUGUUCUUCAUUACGUCGGUUUGGCAGCCGAUGCAGCUCACGUUGUGGAUAAUAACUCUGCACACUCUCUCAAAUAGAAUUAAAAUAGGUAAAAUGCAACAAGAAAAGCCCCAAACUGGAGGAAUUGAUUUACUUGCAUCUUGAGAUUCUGGUGCAGUUUUUAAUCAUAUUAUUAACCCUAUGCAGUAGUUUUACUUUUGUUAUUUAUAUCUUUUUUUUUUGUGUGUUUUUUUGUAUUGCAGUAUAAUCAGAAUCUUGACGGGUUCACAUGUUGAUUUGUGCGUUAAAUUGUAUGUUUGAUAUAAUCUUAUGCUGUUUAUUCCACAUUGUUGAAUGUGUUUGAUAUUUACCUCUGCCUCUUUAGCCACUGCUGCUCUGACAUCCCGGGACUGUCCAAUUCAACACGUACCUUGUUCUCACUAAUGCAUACUGAUGGGAUAGAGCACAUGCAGAAUAUUCCACAUCAGUCCCCAAUCUAGAUGCUGCCUGGUGCUUUUUGUCGUGCUGAUAUUAUGAAUGCAAAUACUGCAUUUUAUUGAUUGCUACGGUGGGAUUUGUGGCGAUGCACUGAGAUGCAUCCUUUUAAGAACACAAGUCAGGCUUAAAAACGUGGGUCUCAUCUAUAGGAAUCUUUAAAGACUCUCAUCCGCAAUCACUGCUGUGAGCUGCCUGAAAGAGGCUAAAUGUUUUUAUUUUUAUUUUUUUGAAAGCGGCUGCUCGACCUCCUCCCUCUGCAGAACUGAAGUGAGGGAGGGAGGUGGGCAGCGAAAAAGCUCAGCCCUCAGCUAUCAAUACAUAUUUUAAACUUCACUGCACUGACAUUUCUCCCAGGUUGUUCCCGUUCCUCUCCAGGUGUUAUUGCUCAAUACUUUUCUGCACCGUAUGCACUGUGGCAAAGUACCACUUCUGUCCAGGGGAUUUCCUGCCUGACAACCGUUUUCCGCAGAUCAGAUGCUUUUAGGAAACGCUCCAGGACACUGACCGAGGAAAGAUUGUUAGCGUGCUGUGUAAAUGCCACAUACGUUGUGUUUGGUCAGCGGAAGGUGCUGCCAGUGGAGGUCCAGACUUUCUUCUCUGCUCCCCACCAUCACUUUUGGGGUUGACUUUGUUUUCAAUAACCCAAGGACACUCCUCAGAGCGAGAUGCCACUCAAGCACUUUGAAGUGCACUAAAAUGUCCUUCGCAGGGUCAGUCCCUCCAUCAGGUCCAACUAAAUAUAGAUGCCAACAAUGCUGGCACUGUCCUGCCCUUUUGUGGUGACGGGGCUGGGGUUGCCAGGUCUGUAGAGAGAGAUGCUGUGUGAUGAAUAGGAUUUAGCCGGAGCUCUCGGGUACAAAAUCCUCCCUCCUGUAGAAGAGCAGGAUUUUCAGCAGCAAAGUCAUGCUACAGGAUUAGGCCAUGCUCAGUUCUGUCAGCUCCGAGUACUUACCGCAAUAUUUUUAGUCAGAUUGAUGGAGAGAACCAGGGGCGUGAAGAGGAAGAAAGUAAUACACUCAUUCUCUCAGAUGCGCUGGGCUGAAGUUUGCUUCGUGAGCUGCGGUUAAUGCGCACGCUGCACUUUUGCAGUAGUUUGCUAUGGCAAUCCACAAAGUGUAUUUAAGCUUAAACUUGUAAACACGUCGUUUUUAUUAUUGUGUUUUUCCCUCCUUUGCUUGGUGCCUGUGAGUGCGGCUCAAGUGGAGUCGGCACGAGCAAAGUAGUCUCUGUAGAAACGUGAGCUCACACUCGGGCACGUCCUCUUUGUUUGUGUCGUUUGGGAAUGGCACCUCACAGACGAGACUAUUACCUGCAUUAAUCAUCUGUUGUUGUUUGGAGAAGUCGGACCUCUGGCACAGCAGGUUUAUUUUGUGAUUUAAAGUAAAUAGACUCAACUGAAAGAUCCAGCGCAUAUGGAGACGAGCAGGUUUGAUCGGUCAACAGCACUUUUUUUUUUUAUACGAAGAAAAUAAAUUUGUGUCAAAUGAAUUCACUGUCUGUGUUUUGACCUUCAUGUGACUCCUCAAGAUGCGUCGGGCUAAGCUGCGUGCCGCUGACGGACCAGAGCCCGUGUGGCGUUUAAGGACUGAAGAGUUUGUCAGCGUUUCAUUUAGUUCUCCCAUCCCAGACAUUAAUGUGGCUCCGCUGAUGCCCACGUGCUGCCAGCGACUACGAGCUGAAAUGUCUGAUUCAGUACUGUUUCGAUCAGUGUUGCUGCUUCACAGUCUGUGUGAGAAUAAUCCACAGGGCAUCUUUACAAUCCCAAAUCCUCCCCGUGAGUACAAAACUAGUUUCAGUGGUUCGAUUUGUACUGUAUACGUCUACUGUUGUUGUUUUACUCUUGGAAAGCUGCUCUCACUAGAGAUUUUCUUUGCCCAGAGUUGAUUUCAAUGAAGUGCAAUGAAAAAGGCAACGCUGCUGCAAACGUGAGCUGGUUGGUUCAACCUGUAGGUCAACAUUCACAGCUGCACACCAGCAUCACUCUAUUUUUCAUGUCAACUGUUUGUUUCUUGUUAUACAAUGUGUUUGAAUCACCUCAAGUUUAAACGUCAUAUUUAGCAACUUACAUAUCAUGUCCUGUUGUAGAUUUAACAAGAUUCCUUGAAGCUUGAUUUUUUUUUUACACUCCGAUGCUUUUGUGUGUUGGACUGACCUCGACCACUUCUCAGAAAUGUUUCCUAAUGACAAACGCUCAAUUCAAUCAGAUAAGUUUCAUUUAAGGUUAAUUUCAGGCAGAACCAAAGAUCUUGUAACACGUGUAAUGUUCUGUCCUCGCUGUUCACUGGUAUUUAAAUGCAGGUGCUAGUCGAUGCCAUAGUCUUCCGGCAGCCCAUAUGCAAAUUGCUCCGCACUGUAAAAUGCAAUGCUGACUGAUAAAAUGAUUAUGCUUUCAAAAGAACAAGCCAUAGACUGAAACCUAAGUUGUUUUAAAGUUUAUUUUUUACUUUUUUUAUUUUUCUUUUAUUGAAAACGCCACAAGUGCAAACCUGUGAAUUAAAAAAGAAAAAAAGAAUGUAUAUUAUAUGAUCCAUGUAGAUAUUUUUACUUUCAGAUUUGUUGAUCAGAUUGAUUGCAGAUUUAUUGUUUUGGUUGUUUUUUUUUUGGACUGCAUGGUCUUUCAUUUCAUAUUAGUGUUUGUCUGAUACGCCACGAGUAUGCUUGAUUCUUCUUCUGUUGAUUUUUAUCUAAAUAAAUAUAUUCUCCCAUGAA
Molecule: messenger RNA, 6510 nt
Organism: Hippoglossus stenolepis (Pacific halibut)
Lineage: Eukaryota; Metazoa; Chordata; Actinopteri; Pleuronectiformes; Pleuronectidae
Gene: lipeb
Product: lipase, hormone-sensitive b
Exons: 16
Coding region: 50-2770 (906 amino acids)
Biological process (GO): cholesterol metabolic process; triglyceride catabolic process
Cellular component (GO): cytosol
Molecular function (GO): sterol ester esterase activity; triacylglycerol lipase activity
Source: RefSeq, a predicted model, not a curated record